AUGCUGAGGCCAGCCACUGUCGAUGCUGAGACUUUGAAUGAAAGAAGAGAGCAAGAUAAGGUCUUUGCUCUUCUCAUGGUCUUGAACCCAACUUACAAUGAUCUGGUGAAGCACAUGCUCAGAUCCAAGACUCUACCAAGCCUGGAGGAAGUUUGCUCUCAGAUCCAGAAGGAACAAGGCUCGUUGGGUCUCUUUGGUAACAAAGGAAGUGACUUGGUGAUGGCCAACAAGAGUGAAGCUGUAGCGACCAACAAGGGUGCUUAUGGUGGUGAGGAGCGAGAAGUGUGGGUAUGUGAGCACUGUAAAAAGAAGGGUCACUUGAAGAACAAGUGCUGGAUCUUGUACCCACAUCUCAAGCAAAGCCGCAAGGACCAGAGGAAGCCAAGGGCGAAUGAAGCUCAUGCUCAUGAGGAGGCUGGCCCCUCAGACCGUGAGAAGGAAGGUGUUGCUAUGAGGGCCUCAGCUGAAUAUGUGAAGAAAUCAGACCUGGAUGCUCUCAUUAAGGCUCUUAAAGAGUCUGGAUAUUGAGUCAAGUAAGCUUCUUGGACAAGGAAUAACCAAGGAUGGUCUUUAUGUUCUUGAAGAUACUGAGCCAUCCUCUCUAUCUAAUGCUUUUGUUUUUAGUUCUGCUGUUGAGAAUAAUGCUUUGUGGCAUGCUAGAUUGGGUCAUCCUCAUCAUAGAUCUUUGAACUUGAUGUUGCCUAAUGUUAAAUUUGAAAACAAUGCUUGUGAGGCGUGUAUUUUAGGCAAACAUUGUAGA
Eutrema salsugineum is the source of this 760-nucleotide messenger RNA. RefSeq lists its product as uncharacterized. The record is from RefSeq and is a predicted model, not a curated record. Lineage: Eukaryota; Viridiplantae; Streptophyta; Magnoliopsida; Brassicales; Brassicaceae. Bases 1 to 528 code for a protein of 175 amino acids. The transcript has 2 exons.